GAAACCAGCUAACAUAAAUAGAGGCUUUAAGGAUUGGAAAGGAAAAUAGGCUCGCAGCCAGUUUGUGUCAGGCGUGCUGAUUAGAAAGGAGGGCUCGGGGCUUUCCCUCCAGGGUCGAUCCCCUCCUCCCCUGGAAGUCUAGAAGGACCGCCUCUAGCUCAGAAUCGGGGGUGUGAACCGGGAGUGGGGAGAACUCUUUCCGUCACUGCUUGGCAGGGGGCAUCGGGCAAGCUUGGCUCCGGGGCCCAGGAAGCCCGGCGGAGGCACUGGCUUCUUGGUUGCGGGAUCCUCCACUGCGAGGCCUGGAGAAACUGCCCCCAGCUCCCAGCAUUUGGGAUUCUGCCCCUAUCGAGCCACCUGUCUCCAUGAAGCCCUUUAUUUCCCUCACACCCACGUGCUAAGUGGCCAACCUCGUGGGUGCACCACAGGGAGAGACAGAGAGAGAGUGAAUGGCCUUCCGUGGGACCACUGGGGCGGCAGCUGGGGAGAGCGGCUGGACCCAAGGGCGCCCGUGGAGGAGGAAGUGUCCAGCCACGUCCAUGACAGUUCAGGUGUGAUCCAGCUUCUGCCACACGGGGGGCUGAGUGUGAUGCUGGCUUCUGAGGCUGGAGUUUCACCUGUCAGCCAGUGGGGACCCACCUGUCAGCCUAGCUGGACCCAGCAGGCUCCCGAGGUUCCUUGGUAUUGGGCAGAGGAAGGUCGGUGGAGGCAGGGGCCUUCUGGGAAGAUGGCUUAGGCUUCUGCCCCUGCUGGUUUUUCGGCGGGUUAAUGAUUUAUGAAGGUGAGGGCUGGGCCCUUGCUGGCGCUGUCCUGUGCUCCCGAAGCGGCUGGGGAACAGGGUGAGAGCUGGCAGGCUGGCGUGCACAGGGCACGAGUCAGUGACCCUUCUCUGUCGCUGGAACUUCAGCCCUGAACGCCCUCUGAUCAGAAUUCUGGCCCUCUCUUUGCAGGCGCGCGCUGGGACGGUGCUGGUGAGCCGUACCCUGUCUGAUGGCUUCCUCCCAUCCUCCACGGGCUGCCAUAGGAGAUCGGCUGCUUCCUGGAGGCCCAGGCCCCUCCCCCGAGGCAGAGGACGACCCUGGCGAGGCCUUUGAGUUUGAUGACAGCGACGAUGAUGACGAGGACACCAGUGCUGGCCUGGGCGUCCCAGGCGCUGCUCCAGAGAAGGAGGCGGAAGACGCCCCACUGAUCCACUUGGACUCCGCCCCCGUCGCUGACCCAGACCCAGAGGCUGCACCGCCCCAGACACAGGGGCCGGCCGUGGUGAGCAAUGGGGAUGCCGUGGACACAGCUUUCUCUGGGGUCCGGCGCUCCAGCUGGAGACGGAAGAGCUCCCGUCGCAGUAAGUCUCCCGCAUCCCCCCCCCCGCCCCAGGUCUCAGCCCCAGGAGGUCCCUUCCAGCCUCCUCCUCCUCCUCCUCGCCUCACCCACGCGCUGCUGACAAUCCGCCAGGCCCACUUGGUAUGCAGCCGCAGCCUGGCCCGAGAGCCUGGGUUUUAA
This is a messenger RNA of Physeter macrocephalus (sperm whale), 1500 nucleotides long. It is a transcript of the gene ARHGEF10L, whose product is annotated as Rho guanine nucleotide exchange factor 10 like. The record is from RefSeq and is a predicted model, not a curated record. The transcript has 5 exons. NCBI's taxonomy places the organism in Eukaryota, Metazoa, Chordata, Mammalia, Artiodactyla, Physeteridae. The coding region runs from base 991 to 1500 and encodes 169 amino acids.